UGAGUGCAUCACUGGAAACGUGGAAGUGCGCAGGAGCCGCGCAGGGAAAUCGAAGGGAAAGAAAAAAAACGAGGAUCUAACCAGCCAAAAAGAGCAAUGUGUUGAAUCUCCACGGCUGAACCAUGAGAAUCCAGUCGACAUUUGUCUGAGCGAGGAGGGUGGCGGGGGGUGAAACGGUGCCCUGAAAAAGAGCCUGGCCAUCAGCGUCGAUGCGCGCAGCCAAAAAUGACGACAGUGGGACAGUGAUUUUCUUCCUCCGGCUCGGCAUUUUUUUACAGUCAUAUGCUCGGAUGCAAUUCGUCUCCUAUGUGUACAGCUCGCAGAGGAAAGACUGGAAACCGAAUCUCCUCCGACGCUGCAGCCGCAAGUGCGCACAGAGACGUUUCCUGCUGGAUUCCUCCUAAUUACGCAGAGACACUGGUGCUUUUUACGGGCCGCCGAGGGGAUUGUGAACUUUCGCACGAGAACUUACUCUGCGAGCACAUUUUUUCCGAGCAGGUCGAUGCAGCCCCCCCCAAAAAAAACCUUCACGGGCGAUGAGUAAUCCACGACGCAGCAACUGAUACAAACCUGUGAAAACCUUGGACUGCGACUGGCGCGUGUUGGAUACCUUAUCCCGUGCGUCUCGUGUUUUUUUUUUUUGUUUGUUUUUUUUUUUAGUUUUUUUUUUUUUCUUCCUUUUUUCAUAUGGCUUCUACCAUCGGGGUUCGUAAACUACUCGUCCGUUCUUGACAUUUCAUGGCUGUAGAGUGUGGAAACGGUGGUGUGUGGCGAAACAGGACGAUGCAAGACUAACUGGGAACGAAGACAGCGCACUUUUAUCGCCUUAUAUCCCCCCCAAAAAAACAACAACACAGGAGACAUUGCGCACGGGCAUCUGACGACUGCAGCAACUACAAACCCAGACUUUUCUUUCUUUCUUUCUUUCCUUCUUUCUUUCUUUCUCUUUUCUCCCAUCAUUGAAUCCUUUGUUGUUUGUUUUUUUUCCUCCCUUCGCUGCUGUCAUCGUAGUAUGUCUGCACUUCGAAAGAAAUUUGGGGACGAUUAUCAGGUAGUUACCACCUCAUCUAGCGGGUCUGGAUUCAACCAGCCUCCCCCGGAGAAAAAGAAGAAGAGGCAGCGGUUCGUGGACAAGAACGGGCGAUGUAACGUCCAGCAUGGGAACCUGGGUGGUGAGACCAGCAGAUACCUCUCAGACUUAUUCACAACACUCGUGGAUUUGAAAUGGCGCUGGAAUCUGUUCAUCUUCAUCCUCACCUACACGGUGGCUUGGCUCUUCAUGGCGUCUAUGUGGUGGUUCAUCGCGUACAUCAGGGGAGACCUCAACAAGGCGCACAACGACAAGUACACUCCGUGUGUGGCCAACGUCUAUAACUUUCCCUCAGCCUUCCUCUUCUUCAUAGAGACCGAGGCCACUAUAGGAUAUGGCUACAGAUACAUCACAGACAAGUGCCCCGAGGGGAUCAUUCUCUUUCUUUUCCAGUCGAUCCUCGGAUCGAUCGUCGAUGCCUUUCUGAUCGGCUGCAUGUUCAUCAAGAUGUCUCAGCCCAAGAAGAGGGCCGAGACUCUGAUGUUCAGUGAACACGCGGCGAUUUCCAUGCGAGAUGGGAAACUAACUCUCAUGUUCAGGGUCGGCAACCUGCGUAACAGCCAUAUGGUCUCCGCACAGAUCCGCUGCAAAUUGCUCAAAUCUCGCCAGACGCCCGAAGGCGAGUUUCUUCCGCUGGAUCAGUUGGAGUUGGACGUGGGUUUCAGCACCGGGGCAGACCAGCUCUUUCUCGUCUCGCCACUCACGAUCUGCCAUGUGAUUGACACCAAAAGCCCCUUCUACGACCUCUCCCAGAGGUCCAUGCAAACAGAGCAGUUUGAAAUCGUGGUGAUACUAGAAGGGAUAGUAGAGACCACAGGUAUGACCUGCCAAGCGAGGACGUCAUACACCGAGGACGAGGUUCUGUGGGGACACCGCUUCUUCCCGGUCAUCUCCUUGGAGGAGGGCUUCUUCAAGGUGGACUACUCCCAGUUCCACGCCACAUUCGAGGUGCCCACCACUCCAUACAGCGUGAAGGAGCAAGAGGAGGCUCUCCUCCUCUCCUCGCCCCUCAUGGCUCCUUCCCUGUGCAACAGCGGGGAGAAGAACAGCUCUUUGGACUGCCUGGAGACCCUGGAGGACAAUGACAGCACCACCAAGCUGCCCACCAAGCUCCAGAAGAUCACAGGGCGGGAAGGCCUGCCCAAGAAGCUACUAAGGAUGAGCUCCACCACUUCGGAGAUGACUUACAGCUUCGGAGACCUGCCCAUGAAGCUGCAGCGAAUCAGCUCUGUUCCCGGUGUCUCUGAUGAUAAGCAGGCCGGUAAGGCCUCCAAGAUCAACACAGAGCCCAUGAGUAAGUCAGUGGCAGACUUACCUCCCAAGCUGCAGCGACUGGCUGGGGGUGGAGGGGGCAGGAUGGACGGACACCUGCCGCCCAAACUCCGAAAGAUGAAUUCAGAUCGCUUUACAUAAAGCAGGCUACAUAUUUUAACUUACGCCACCCACCUUUAUUUCCCUCCCCGAAGUCCUUGUACUAUUCCUAAUUUAUUAAUGGACAAUAUUCUUAUAUUUAAAGAAAUGUAGAAUAUGUGCACAAAUACCUUAUAUAAAGUAGGGUGAUGGAAUUGAGCACAUUUGUCCCUGGAUGUAAGUGUACAUGCUAUGACGGAAGACCUCUGAUAUUUUUUUUUUUUUUAGGAUGAUGAUGUACAAUUAGAACAAUCCGGCAUGUAAGAAACAGCGCAUGUAGAACAGAAUCUCAAUAAUUUCCGGCAUGACAUUUAUUGAUAUAUUAUUUUACAAAAACAAUUUCAUUAGUGGAUUUACUGACAGUGGAAAAAUUGCACAAAGCCAUAUGAUUUACCACGUGGAAAACCAACAUUACAUGGUUCUAAGUUGUGGUGACGAAAGGCACAUACAUUUGUUUUGAGUUGAUUGCUUUUGUUGUUUAAUGUAAAAUUGUGGCAAAUGUUAUGUUGAUUGCAUGCUCCUCUUAUUGACUUAGCUAUACAAAGGUAAUAGACAAAGAUGUUUAGCCUUAAAUAUAUUACCUUGUUUCCAUUCUCAUUGUUUGUUCACAGCUGGAUUUUUGGUAUUUCAUAUAUAGACUAUUUUACCAUGUGCGAUUUUAUGACUUUAUUAGUUGAUCAAAUACAGAAUAUGUUGCUCGCUGAUGCGUUUCACGUUUGAAAAUCCGUCACGGGCAUCAUAUGACCCACCUGAACUGGGCACAACGCUCCGCAAUUUUAACUUUGCUUAUUGAAGUAACACUUAAGUUGAAAGAGUCGAUACUUGUACUUGAUAAGCACAAUCAUUAUAUACUAAGGCAGUGAUUAUUAGAAAGCAUUUAUGGGCAUUUUGUCAUUAAUUGACUGCUUAGAGCAGUAGUUCAGUACUGUGCAAUCACUUUAUUUCAUUCUAUAACAGAAUCAACUUAAUCUGCAGUAGGCCUGUGUGGUCGUACAAAAACACUCCAUUAGAAGUUUCAACUUAGGUGUUACUGGUUAGAUUUAGAGGUGGUCCUGUAAGGAAACCAUAACCUUUGUCUUAAGGGCCCAUAAUCUCCCUCCUCUGUGAUGAAAGCAAUAAUAUUAUAAUGACUAUAAUCUUUAUAUAGCCACAGGGUCUACCACAGCCCCACAUUCAUUCUGUUUACAGAAUCCAUGCCAUGAAAUCUGGUUUUCUCUAAAUGCAUCAAAGACAUUGUAUGAUACCCAAUCUCUUCAGGAAUAAAGAUCUAACAUAAGUGUU
Acanthopagrus latus (yellowfin seabream) is the source of this 3781-nucleotide messenger RNA. RefSeq names its product potassium inwardly rectifying channel subfamily J member 3a (gene kcnj3a). The record is from RefSeq and is a predicted model, not a curated record. Gene Ontology annotation, cellular component: plasma membrane. The transcript is spliced from 3 exons. Gene Ontology annotation, biological process: regulation of monoatomic ion transmembrane transport; potassium ion import across plasma membrane. Gene Ontology annotation, molecular function: G-protein activated inward rectifier potassium channel activity. NCBI's taxonomy places the organism in Eukaryota, Metazoa, Chordata, Actinopteri, Spariformes, Sparidae. Bases 1013 to 2503 code for a protein of 496 amino acids.